This is a messenger RNA of Didymodactylos carnosus, 618 nucleotides long. Lineage: Eukaryota; Metazoa; Rotifera; Eurotatoria; Philodinida; Philodinidae. The record is from the annotation of a GenBank genome assembly.
AUGUCAUCUCGUAAAAAAGUACUCUUGAAAGUUAUUAUUCUUGGUGACAGUGGUGUUGGUAAAACAUCACUUAUGAACCAGUUUGUAAAUCGAAAAUUUACAAAUCAAUAUAAAGCAACAAUUGGAGCCGAUUUUUUAACGAAAGAAGUACAAAUUGAUGAUCGAUUGGUUACAAUGCAAAUAUGGGAUACUGCUGGACAAGAACGUUUUCAGUCUCUUGGAGUUGCUUUCUAUCGUGGUGCCGAUUGUUGUGUUUUGGUGUACGAUGUAACAGUUGCAAAUAGUUUCAAAGCAUUAGAGAGUUGGCGAGACGAAUUUCUUAUUCAAGCCGGACCAAGGGAUCCAGAAAAUUUUCCAUUCGUUGUUAUUGGUAAUAAAAUUGAUCUCGAAAAUCGAUUGGUACAAAUGCGUAAGGCACAAAAUUGGUGCACCGACAAAAACAAUAUUCCGUAUUAUGAAACUAGCGCCAAAGAAGGUGUGAAUGUUGAAAAAGCAUUUGAAACCGUUGCACGUAAUGCAUUAGCAAGAGAGAAAGAAAUUGACACACCCGAUUUUCCAAUGCCAAUACGUAUUCCAACCGAAGAUAAACCAAAAGACUCAUCUGGUUGUCCAUGUUAA